AUGGCGCGACGAUUGCGCAGUGAUUCGCGGCGAGCGCCCCGCCGACGCUCUCCGUCGCUGCCGCAACGUCGGCCUCGCGACGGAAGCGUUGCUGCGGAAGCGUGCUCUGACUACAGUUACAGCUACUACGACGACGUCGACGACGGAUACGUGGACCGCCGGAGGCCGCCGCGGCGUGGGUCUCGGACACCGCGGCCUCGCAGCCGGCGGCGCCGGCGGCCGCGUCGCCGAGGAGCAAGUCACUCCCCUCCGGCGAAACCUUUGUUCACGGACAUGGCAUACCGUUCCCGGAAUGACCUUCGCACGUACAAUGAUUUCUGUGAGCAGGUCGGCAUCAAAGGGCGCGUGAUUGCGAAGAUCCGUGGCAUGAUGCAGAACAUGGAGCGGGCGGACCUGGAUCGGCUAUUGGACCCCACUGAGGUGGACAACAUCCGGAAGGCCCAGAAUCCGAUCGGCAUGGCCAUCAAUCGCAUUCGGACCAUCGAGAGGGAGUCCGGCCGUGCGAGGGAGAUGCAAGAUCGCAAGGGAAGUGGGAAGGGCCGUGCGCCGACUCCCCCACAGGCCCACAGGAGCCUCGAACCGCCGCCGAAAGCCCGGCGGCGGCCAAGCAGGAGCCGAAGUCGGUCGCGUCCGUCUCCGAAGCGCGAGGCGCCGCCGCUACCGAGGCGUUUGAGGCCGGACUCCGGAGGAACCAGGCCGGCCAGUCGGAAACCGUCGGACAGCCGCCGGCCCUCCAGGCGGGCUGCCGAUCGGGGUGCCUAG
Symbiodinium sp. CCMP2592 is the source of this 762-nucleotide messenger RNA. The record is from the annotation of a GenBank genome assembly. NCBI's taxonomy places the organism in Eukaryota, Dinophyceae, Suessiales, Symbiodiniaceae.